AAUUCCGACUAGAAAUGAUAAUAGAUAUAUAGUUCUUUAGCUUAUCUGUAUUUUGUUUCAAUAAUUCGACGAUAGUUUUUAAUGUAUGGUUUAUGUUUGUGGAGAAGACGGAUCGAAUGGGUUGUAAGAGUGUGCAGCUACGCCUUUGAACUUUUAAAAAUUGCACUGAUACCUUGCAUUCUUACCGCUCUUAUUUUAUAUUUUGCACCCUAAAAUGCGAAACUAGUGUAAUAAUUUUAUUCCACAUUUCUCUCUAAACCUAAUUUCUUUCAUCUCCGGCAUUCCCACCGCGAGGCCAUACAUGCUCUACCCCUGUUCACAGCUUUCGCAGUCUUGUUCGCGUCCACAACCUCCACGCCGCCCUCCUCCGUCAAGCUGCGCCAUCAGUGGCGUUUUCCUGCCUCCAAGGCUCUAAUUGUGUAUAUUGGUUUAAAUCUGAGAGUAGAUCUCCUAAAAGGUACAGUGUAGUGCUUAAUUUUCCAUAGUCACGUGUUGAAUUUGCUCUUACCACGCAAAAAAAUGCCAAGGCGUAAAGUCAGAAAAACUGUUAAAGCAACCGAAUUGGUGCCUCAACCCAAGGAGUCUCAAAUUCCGACGCAGCAACCUCACUUCAUGGACCAUGAAAUCGAAGCAAUGGAACGACAAAUCAGUGCAAUUAAGGCAGUUCGGGAGGUUAAAACUGAACACUUGUUGACGGAGUUGAGAUUGUUUCGCUCGUGUUUUAGUGAGGAACAACUUCAGAAACCCGUGAUAGAGGUUUUUAAAGAAACUCUUCCAAAUCUGUCCAUUGUGAAUGAUAAAAGGGGUAACAAAUUUGAAGUAAAAUGGAAAGAUAAAGAAGAGUCUAUGAAUGUGAACAUGAACUGUGGAGAUUUGCAUGCUUCAUUGCUGCAAAGGUUGUCCAUGGCUUACCCUCACUGCUCCUCUUCAAUUGCUCCUUUUGCUGGUGCCUUUGAAUAUUCUUCCAAUGCAGCAGGGAUAGGAAGCUUUGUUGGUGCUGAUAAUCUGCAUUCGAAGGAUUUUGUGUUUGAGGAGCCAUCUGAAACUCAGACUUUAGCAAUGCAAGAAGGUCUUCAGACUCCCGGUGUAAAUAGUCAGAGGUUGUCUGUUGGGAUGACGCCCAAAACACUUCGGCUUCCCAAGCCUGGCGAGAUACUUCUUUCUGUCCAUGGAUCACCCCUAGGUGUUUUCAAGGACAAUAACAUGGAAGCUAUAUAUGAGUCAGAGGAGGGUUGAAUUCUAGUUAAAUCUCUUGCUGUUCAAGAUCAAGCUUUUCAAAAUGCAUGACCAAUACAAUUUCAAUAGUCACUCAAGGCGAUAUUUGUGUCAUGAUUAGUAGUCUCUUUGCUCAGUAUUCAUUUUUCAUCCAGGGUUCCAGUUUUCUUGUGUUUUCCUCUUUCACAGCCAACUAGAUCAAAUUGAUUUGGCCUCCCAGCUCUCAAAUUUUGGAACGAGAUGCAACUGGAAAGAAACCAACAGUUAUCUGACUACUUGUAUAUUACAUGGCUAGUAUGGCUGACACUUAUUACUUAUACCCCAAUGUUAUAUGUUUUGUUUUGUGUUGUAUUUCCUUGGUUACACUUUGUUUGGAUGCGUAAAAGAAACAGAGAAGAGAGGGAUAAAAGAGAAAUAGAAUGAAAUUCUGUAUUAUUUGGAUGUAGAGUGUUCCGUACACAAUUGAUUUUCCUUGGUUAUCUUAAUUAAGACAGAUAUAUAUAUAUUGUACAA
This is a messenger RNA of Cicer arietinum (chickpea), 1728 nucleotides long. RefSeq lists its product as uncharacterized. Lineage: Eukaryota; Viridiplantae; Streptophyta; Magnoliopsida; Fabales; Fabaceae. The record is from RefSeq and is a predicted model, not a curated record.